AUGAGGGGAACACCUGUAACUGAUGAUUCUUCUUCCUCGGUCUCUAAAACACCUUUUCACCCAACAAUCGGUGUCAAUAACAUUAAGAACUCCAUUCCUGUUAUCCUUGAACGAACCGACGGUCACUAUACGUCGUGGAUGGAACUUUUCAAUAUUCAUGUUUGCGGAUACAAUGUAUUGAAUCACAUAAACCGUGAUGUUCCACGCCCCAAAGAUGUCGAUGAUUCCACUUGGCUUCGCCUAGACGCCGUUGUCAAACAGUGGAUUUAUGCCACUAUCUCUCCUGAUCUUCAGGAAUCGAUCAUGAAAUCGGGUGUAUCUGCUCAAGAUUUAUGGAACCGACUCUAG
Lactuca sativa (garden lettuce) is the source of this 348-nucleotide messenger RNA. RefSeq lists its product as uncharacterized. Lineage: Eukaryota; Viridiplantae; Streptophyta; Magnoliopsida; Asterales; Asteraceae. The record is from RefSeq and is a predicted model, not a curated record.